This is a messenger RNA of Plodia interpunctella (Indianmeal moth), 2198 nucleotides long. RefSeq names its product sodium- and chloride-dependent glycine transporter 1-like. The coding region runs from base 151 to 2049 and encodes 632 amino acids. NCBI's taxonomy places the organism in Eukaryota, Metazoa, Arthropoda, Insecta, Lepidoptera, Pyralidae. The transcript has 11 exons. The record is from RefSeq and is a predicted model, not a curated record. Gene Ontology annotation, biological process: sodium ion transmembrane transport. Gene Ontology annotation, cellular component: plasma membrane.
UUAGAUAAGCCCGGUGCACACUCGACGAGAUAAACUGAUCAAUUCAUCGGAAGAUACGCUAUCUGCAGAGCUGUACUAUCUUGGCUAUUCGUUGCAAAAUCUUGGAGCGCAGUGUGGCGGUCGCGAUACUAUGGAGUGUGAUCUGCGGCGAUGUAUGACCAAAUUAGGAUAAAGAGUUGGAUGAACUGGCCGCUGGCCCGCGCGCACCUGUGCUCGCUGGCUGCAGCGCUCAGCUUCCACAGCACCUGGCGCGUGCCGCGCGACGGGUACCGUUACGGCGCUCCGAUGUACGGGGUAGUCCUCACGGCAAUGCUGGUGCUGCUGGCCCCGCUGACGCUGCUGCAGCUGUCGGUGGGCCAGCUCAGUCAACAAGACACUGUCGGCGUUUGGAGGGCUGUACCCUUCUUCAAAGGCGUGGGCUACUUGCGGCUGCUGGCGUCGUGCGCAGGCGCAGUGUACACUGUGGUGUACGUGGCGCUGCUCAUCACGUACUUCCUGUACACCGCCAACCACGCCAUACCAUUCGCUGAAUGCAGCCAUUACGUGCUUACAGAAGAGGUUGGAGACCAAAAUCUCUACAACGGAACCAGUUGUUUGAAUUCAACAUUCCUGAGCCCGGCAAGCGAGCAAGCGGAAUACUUCAUUGCCAUGUUGCUAGUUAUACUAGUGCUUUGGAUAAUUUUUCCUUUUCUACUGUUUAAUCCAGUAAAAACGAUGAAACACGCCUUAUACCCGAUGGGGCCAAUCGUUCUACUGAUUUCCAUCGUGGUUCUGGUUAACAUUGGCGACGUCCACGGUCUGGCUGCGAUGGAAUGGGAGUGGAGGGAGCUGGGACACCCGCAGUUGUGGUUCGCGGCGGUCACUCAGGCGCUGUGGUCUUCUCAAGUUGCUGGGGGUUAUCUUGUGUCCGCGGGAGACACAAUCUAUGCCACAACAAGUGUCCAAUGGUCAACGCUGUUCUUCACAGGCAGCAACAUUGUAGCUUCUUGGUGCUGUCUGGUGUUCUGGGCGGCGGUGGGGGGCGGGCACCGGGACGUGACGGGCGCAGCCGCGCUGGUGAUAACGUACCAGGUCGCGGAGGACUCACAGCUCAGCCUCGUCUGGCCAUUGCUGGUCUUCGCUGCCCUCAUCCUGUCCGGCAUCAUUACCAUGCUCAUUCUGCUCUACCCGCUAUACGACCGCUUGCGGCGCAUCGGCGGUUACAAAUGGCGUGUCCUGAGCACCGCAUUGUCUGGCGUCGGUGCUGCAGCUGCCGUUGCCACCCUGGCGGGCCGGUUGCCUGCCCUGGCGGUCAUAGAAGACAUAGCGGUGCCGCUGCUUGUCAGCAUUGCUACCGUGUUGGAAGUGCUCGCCUUUGUACGCAUUUAUGGCGAGAAGAAUCUAAUCGAAGAUAUAGAGUUCCUGCUCGGGAGAAAACUACCCCAAGUUUGGCGCUGGGGGUGGUACGUGGCUCCUGCCGUCAUCACCCCCCUGCUAGUCUGGUGGACAACGGCCGAGCUCUUAGACUCCAGCUGGGUGGACCCUCCCUGGACUUCUACCGUCAUCUGUGCUACUCUUGUGUUGGAGAUUAUAAUUUUUGUUGUGUUUGCGACAGCGGUCGUGUUGAAGCAAGUGCAGUACGAUUUUUUCGAGAAGCUGCAAGCCUCAUUCAAGCCGUCCCGGCACUGGGGCCCCAGGGACCCCAUCACUCACUACUACUGGUUGGCGCGAAGGGACGAGGGGAGGGGCGGGGACACCUACCACCGCCCGCGGCACUCACUGAACGACACUGUGCCUUCCGUCACCAAACACUUGGAGGUCCUCGCUGAGUCCAAGCCACGCUCCAACUCAGACGACUGGUUGUACACCAUCCAGAGACGGAAGCACCUGGAGGAGACCAUACAACAGCUGUUCCCGAAAUCCCGGUCCAAAUCCCUGGACUGGGCGGGCGCGGGGAGGCACAGGUCCAGCAACAUUUACCUCACGCCUCUGGAUUCCCUCGCGUCUCUCAAAGAGGACAAUAAUAAUGUAGUGGAUAUUAAGAAUCUUGUUAUUGAUAGAGCUAAGUGAUUAAAUAAGGAAAACUUUUGAAAUUUAUCAUUUUUAUGCGUGCGAAAAAAUAUGAGAAAACUGAAGAUUUUUACGCUAAAAUAAUAACAGAGGGAUAUAUGAGUAUUAAGCGACUUCGCCCUUAAAGGUGGAAUUUACGGAGAUUUUUU